Messenger RNA from Thunnus maccoyii (southern bluefin tuna), 712 nucleotides. RefSeq names its product TP53 regulated inhibitor of apoptosis 1 (gene triap1). The record is from RefSeq and is a predicted model, not a curated record. The transcript has a single exon. The coding region runs from base 128 to 352 and encodes 74 amino acids. NCBI's taxonomy places the organism in Eukaryota, Metazoa, Chordata, Actinopteri, Scombriformes, Scombridae.
CGCACUGAAACCAGCCAAUCACAUCGCGCGGUUCAAGGAGAGUCACGGAGUGUGCGUCUGUCUGUGAAAACAGUGAAUAUCGUCCAUAAAUCGUUUCUCCGCGGAGUAUAGGAGUUGUCUGUCGGACAUGAACAGCGUCGGAGAGGCUUGCACCGACCUGAAGCGGGAGUACGACCAGUGCUUCAACCGCUGGUUCGCGGAGAAGUUCCUGAAGGGGGACCGGAGCGGAGACCCGUGCACCGAGAGCUUCCGGAGGUACCAGCGCUGCGUGCAGAAGGCCAUCAGGGAGAAGGACAUCCCGGUAGACGGCGUGGAGUUCAUGGGCCCCAACAAGGACAAGCCCGAGAGCUGAGGCACAGACGCGCAGACUGGUUAUCAAUAAACACGACAAACACCCCGGGAGUGUCUACGAGACCAGUGAGCAUGCGCAGAGGCAGAGAUGCUGCAACACGCAGUGACGAUGAGGAGUGAGGAACACUUUUAACUUUAAUAACGGUGGAUUUAUGGUUUAAAGAUCCCCUCCGGACAUAAAUACUCUGCUUGGAACAACAAUAUCUCGUAUGUUUUUCCACAAAAAAGUAUAAUUACCACUUUAAAAGCAGCAUCUUCUCUCUGAUAAAAUUUAAGAAUCUCUGAAUGUGCAAAUAUUGUUCAUUUCUGAAGUUUUCCUGCCUGUAAAGUCCAUUCUCAGUGUUUGUGCACUGGAGCAAGU